Zootoca vivipara (common lizard) is the source of this 4057-nucleotide messenger RNA. Lineage: Eukaryota; Metazoa; Chordata; Lepidosauria; Squamata; Lacertidae. The record is from RefSeq and is a predicted model, not a curated record.
UGGGAGGGUCGGGAUGCUUUAGGAAGCCCCUGGCCGGCACCGAAAUGCUGGAGAGCACCCCUGGGUGUCCCUGGAAGUGGCAGAGGCAGAAAGAAAAUAAUGGCUGGUAAUGACGACCUCUUAAAGAAUCUGCAGAACAACUUGCAAGAGCUGAACAAUCUCCGCUCUAGGUAUUACAUAUCAGCAAAACGUACCUUGUCUGCAGGUGCCAAGUCCUUGCUUCGUGACCAACAACAACUGCCAAGGGAAAAUAUGAACAUCCAGCCGUUUGCUCCUAGAAAGAGCAUCCGCCACCGUAACCCCUACUGGCCUGAUGAAGAAAUCCGGACCUUCAUUGAGAUCUGGGGAGACGACCAAGUUCAAGCCUCACUGGCCACCAAUUUUCGCAACGAGGCUCAGUAUGAGUGGAUCUCUGAUCGGAUGCGGGAAUACGGCUAUGAUAGGGAUAUGAAGCAGUGCCGUUUGCGUGCCAAAGAGCUUCGGCGAGGAUACAAGGCCAUUGUUUGUGGAAACAACUCCUCUGUGAGUGGCCAACGUGCCCUGCCAUUCUAUGAUUCCUUGAAUAGUUUCCUGUGCAUGCACAAAGGCCUGGUGGUGUCCAAAGUCUCCCUCUCCAUAGAUCGGAGGAAUCGAGAGGCACAAAAGCUGGGGCUUGAGCAGGAGAAAAACGAAAAACUAAGCGUCGUCCUCGUUUCCGAUGACGACGAAGCCUCCAUCCCAGAGCCUGCAGAUGACUCAAACGGCUAUUUUCAAGACCCGCGGAUGGAUUCCGACCCCAUGAAUACCCAAUCUCCAGGUGAUGAAUGGGAGCAGCACGAAGAAGACGACAUCCUGGCAGAUGAUGAGGCUUUGCCCCAUUUCCCCAGUGCUAGAGGAGAGAGCCAUUCGGCUGUCAAUUCAGGCCCAUCCAGCUCUUUCCCCAGGGGGCCCCUGGCUGACACUGACAGAGCAAGCAACCACUGGAGCAGGAAGCAGAGGAAGCAACCCGACGCUGCCUCGGACCUCGUGGACGCCAUAUCGCAAGUGGGCGACAGGCUAGUGGGCGCCCUGUCCGAUUUGCACUCGAGGCACAGGGAGACGUCUGAGCUUGCACAGGCCAGGGAGAGCAACGCCCGCAAGGAGGAGUUGACCAUCCUCGCAAGCCACGUGGGCCAGGCCACAAAAAACAUGGACAAACUCAUCACUCUUAUGGAGGCGUCGACCAGGCGGAUCGCAGAUGCCAUGGACAGGCAAACAGCUGCCUUGGAGAACCUGGCACGGUUGUUUGCCACCAGGGCGCCACCUCCUCCUCCAGUGCCCUCCGCAUCCCAAGGGCAGCCUCCGCAUUCCUCCCCAAGCACCUCUGUACUCCUCCCAUCAUCAUCGCUGCUGCCACCGCCGGUGCUGCACAAUGCUCCAAACGCUUUGGGGGCACACCACGCCAGUGCUCCCAAAGCGCCAGAAUCGCCAGCGCCCAGUGAGGCUGAGGAACGCCAGCCAGAGAAAAAGAAAAUAAAAACAGAAGGCAACUAGUGGAAUCUCAUCAUUUGACAAUCCCUCAAACAUGCUUCUUUGCUCUCAUUGGGUAGACACUCAUCCUUUUUUUAAAAAAAAAACUCCUUUGAGGGGGAAAGUCAGGAUGGUGGAAGCUGUAACAAAUAUUUUUUUUAAAAAAAAAUGUAGCCAGAAUUUAAGUUUGAAGGUAUGUCUGCGUAGAAGAGGGAAGGAUGAGCUUUGCCUAGGAUGACAAAACUGUACAGUUCACUGGCAUUCCACUACUCUGUCCCUUGCUCCAUAUUCUGCUGCUUCGUUAUGCAAUUUGGACUGCAGUCUCGUGCACACUUGCUAGGGAGUAAAGCCCCAUUGUAUAAGUUUGGGCAAGUGUGGUUCAGAUCUAGGCUUGGGCCACAGAGAAGGUUGGUUCAAAAUCUCUGCUCAGCUCUGAAGUUGGUUGGUGGCCUUUGUCAGCUCCCUGUGAGCUGCUGUUUUUCCUCUCUCCAAAUGGGUAAUACAAAUAAUCUGCACUGCUUGGUGGUUUUGAAGAUGAGCAAUUUGAAGACUGUGAAUCAUUGUGCACAGCGAAACUUAUAUAAAUGAGUGGAGAACAUUCUUUUUUGAUAUAUAAUAUGUUGUUAAAAUCAGUGAAAUGCACGGGGAGCGAUGGGCUCUUUUCCUCCCUUGUCUCAAUGAAACCAUGUCUUUAUUGGCAAACAAAACUAGUCUUCAAAUACUAAAAUAGAACAUUUUUAAUGUGGUUCAAAGCCCAAGCUCUGGCCCUCCAGAUGAUGUUGAACCACAACUCCCAUCAGCCCUAGCAAGUAUGACCAAUGGCCAAGGAUAAUGGGAGUGGUAGUUGAACAACAUCUGGAGGGCCAGAGGUUCCCCAUUCUUAUAACCUGUGAAGGAAAUAACCACCACAGCUGGAGAACUAUCCAUUUUGGAAGUCUCCAUUUUGUAGCUCAUGCAGGACAAAAUGGGUUAGUAAGAGAAGCAAAGCAAACCUUUGGCUUUCAAAGAACUCCUUGCACUUGAGAGUUCUAUGAAACUCAUCUCUACCCAGCCACCAACCUUGUAGAGGAGAUCAAGGACUAAACACCAGGAAGAACUUUAUGACAGUAAGAGUUGUCUGACAUUGGAACAGUCUCCCUCAGGAGAUUGUGGACUCUCCUUCAUUGGAGGUUUUUGAGCAGAGGUUGGAUGGCCCUUCCGUCAUGCUUUCGUUGAGAUUCCUGCAUUGCAGGGGGUUGUACUAGAUGGCCUUUGGGGGUCCCUUCCAACUCUUAUGAUUUUAUGGCUAAGUCAGGGGUGGAGAACCUCCAGGGUUAAUCCUGCAGUGGUGGCACACAGCCUGCUCCCUGUCAAAAUUGGCACUUGAGGACAAUCAUGGAGUCAAAAAAGGUUCCUCAACCCUGAACUCAGGAUUUUGUUUCUUUAAAGUUAGCCUGCCUGUUGUUUCUGGGCCGCACACAAAGGGGGGGUAUGCUUAACCCCACCAUCUGGCACCCUGACCAUUGCUUGUGGAGAAACCAGACUCCAUGAAUUAGUCUUCAAAGCCUUCAAGCGAGUUCCAUAAGUUAAUUUUGUGCAGAGUGAAAAGUACUUCUGUUCAUUAGUCCUGAGAUGUACCGACAAUCAACUUCGAUUAUGAUGCCAUUGUCUAGAUAUUGGAAGAGUGAAAUACUCCCGUCUCCCUUCCUAGUUGCCCCUUCCUCUCUCAUUCUUCAGGUGGGCAACUAUGACUGCACAGAGAAAAGAUUAUUAGCAGCCUCAUGAACCAAUGCAGCUGGCCUGACAGAGGCACACCGUGCAAGCUGGAAUUUCUCCCGUUACAGUUUCUUUUACAUUUUUGGAGAUAGGACGGGAGUGUAAAUUGUAUUAGUGCUCGACUGCGACUGCAAAUAGCUGCUUGCAGUGGGGACGUGAGUGGGGAAAGGGAUUGGCAAGAGUCCCAGUCCCCAUGAUGGGAAACAGUUCCAACUGACCUAGGUCAGGGUGAGUGUCUUCAUUCCUAUAUUUGAAAGCACUGUGCACCACCACCCCAGGUGAAGGGGACGUUUGUUCCUUAAACAAAGUAUGUGGUCAUUUCAGACAAGCAACCCAUUUUUUAAAAAAUGCAUAUUUGGGAACUAGAGGCCUGCAUCCAAAGAUUUGGCUGGUUAUUUCAGCCUCGCAACUAAGGCUCCAAAUAUUACUAGCCUGUUAAGGGGCUAGCGGCUUCUGUUUCCACGGCGGCUACAGAGAAGGAGCCUUACCUCUUCUUGGCAUGCUGAGAGAGAGGGAAGAACGCCUUCUAUGAAGCAGCCUGCUACAUUUUCAGGAACGCCAUGAAGGAAGGAACAAAGCAGACAGCAUCAAAAUGCCACAUAUCCUGUAGUGUGGGGCUCACGGAAGUUGCGAGUAAAAGGUGUGUGAGAGAGUUUUGCCAAUACAUUCUAAGCUCAUAUGCUAUUGAAGAGGCACUGUCACUUUUAACUGAAAAGUGCAGAGUGCUCUUGUUUCUCAAAUGCCUAGUUGUAACUGGGAUCUCUACUGUAGAAGAUCAGGGUUAUGCUUCACCUAAGUAAUACUAAUUUUGUUU